AGUUUUCCCGCACGUGGACAAACAUAAAAAUGGAAGCUUGAGCUGCACCCUCUUUGUUUCUUUUUCAAAGACUUCUGAAAAUGAUUUUUAAUAGCAGUAGAUGGCAGCGACAAAGUAAAGUAAGAGUCAUGGUCUCACGUACUAUAGCGAUUCAUCGCAUACAUUGCGUUACCACAGUUUAAUAGAUAAAGCGACUUUUGCCAUUGACCAAAGCAUCUAGAUCUACGACGACACCCACUCCUAAUAGUGUGAAAAUAAGCGAAAAAACUUUUAAAAGUAAACUGCGUUAUCGCAACUUUUAAAAGUUCGUCCCUUCGAAGAUACGUCGGAAAUCGAAAUUUCACUUGUUGCCUGCGUUUAUUCCUGAGAAGCCCUUUUUUACUUACUGUUAACGCCUCCUAUAAUCUUACCCAACCAUGUCGGUGCUCCAGCGCAUUGCAGACAUCGAGAAUGAGAUGGCCCGGACCCAGAAGAACAAGGCCACCAACGGCCAUCUGGGUCUGCUCAAAGCCAAGCUCGCGAAGCUGCGCGGCGAGGUGAUGGCUGAGGCCUCGAAAUCCGGCGGGGGCGGCGGCCAGGGCUUCGAGGUAAAAGCGACGGGAUACUACAAUGAAAAAUGCCCCCACCUUGUAUCAAAACGGAAAUCUGUGAUGCAGAUUUGUGAUCACAAAUCAGCAUAGUCAUGCUACCAGGGAAAAGAUGUAGACACUGUAGUGCUGGGUGGCGUGGGAGAGCCUUGCGCCCUCAGCAUGACAGGAAGCAGCUGGAAGUGAGAAACAGCAUGACAAAUUGCCUGCAAACGAGGCGACAACUGCGUCGCUCGGCCUUCUAGCUGCAAUACAAGUCGAUUUGUGUACUCAGAUACAGUAUCACAAACUUCGUUUUCGAUAUGGGGAGGGGGGAUUUUUCCUUUUGAUACGGGAAACGCGCGCGUGGGAUUGAUCGGAUUCCCCUCCGUCGGGAAGUCAACACUGUUGAACCGGCUCACCGGCGCGGAGUCCGAAGUCGCAUCGUAUAAUGAUGUUUUUUGUGGUUUUGAUUGGAUGUUGUUCAUGGUGUGGUGUCUGUUGUAAUAUGUUCUACGGUUUGUAUAUUAUAUGCAAAGUACUAGUACUAGGGUGCUUUCUAUUGCUUUAGUUUCCUAUGAAAAUCGGUAUGCUAGUAAUCUGUUCCUACUAAAUCAGAUACGAGUUCACGACGUUGACUUGUAUCCCGGGCACGUUCACGUACAAGGGCGCGAAGGUGCAGGUGCUGGAUCUUCCCGGAAUUAUCGAGGGCGCAAAGGACGGGAAGGGGCGCGGUAAGCAGAUUAUCUCCGUUGCCAUGACCUGCUCCUUGAUACUCGUGGUGCUGGACAGCAGCAAACCCUGGAGCAUACGGCAGAAAAUCGAGAAGGAGUUGUACGGAUUUGGCAUGCGGCUAAACAAAGCGCGACCAAACAUAACAAUUGUGAAAGGGGAUAAAGGUAUUAAAUGUUAUGUAUUACGGUAUACAAUUACUUACCACGCAUGACAAAUUCACUGGUUUUGAUGCUUAUUGAAAUCAUUUUCAAUUUUAUCUUCCUCUUCUUCACGCAUGACAGCUUUCAUCUGAAGCAUGGUACUGACGAUAAUUGUUCUUGUUUAGUAAACGACGCAGUGUACUAUGACAAGGACUACUACACGACGCAAAAUUAUUCCCCGGCCGACAUACUAAUUGAAUUUGUCAAAACCAUCAAAAGGUGGUAUCACGGUGAAUGUGAAGCAGGGCUGCGAACUGAUUGACACCGACAUCGAGACGGUGGCCCAAAUUGCGAAGGAAUACAGGAUAAUAAACGCCAACAUCCACAUUGCCUGCAACGCAACCAUUGACGAGGUCAUUGACGUGUUUGAAAACAACCGGAAGUACGUUUCCUGCCUGUAUCUGAUGAACAAAGUGGACCUGAUAUCACAAGAGGAGCUCCAGCUGAUGCAUGAGGAUCCCAACAUGGUGCCCAUCUGCGCCAGCGAGCAGUGGUGUCUGGACAUGCUCAUCGAGUAUUUCUUUUCAUAAAUCCACUUUAUUUAUUAUUUUUCUACCAGCAGCAGCAUGACAAAUUCACAUUUAGCCGUUCUCAUUUUUCUUUUUUCUUUCGUUUUAUUUACCCCCUGUCCCUUUCUAUGCACCAGCACCACUAUAAAAAUCAGGCGCAUGUGGCGACGCAUGGACCUUGUCCGUUGUUUCACGAAGCCAAAGCAGUGCAACCCGGAUUUCUAUCCUGUGCAAAAGUAUCGUAUUCCUAUGAAUGCAAGUCUUGCAUUACAAAUCUUUUUCUUAAGGCAAAUCCGCAUUACGAACUUUAUUUCUCAUGCUGAAGAAAUUUGCAAUGCAUUUAUACGAAUACGAUACUUUUGCAGUUCAUAAUUUCGCCGAACCGGUCAUUUUGAGCAAGAAGCACCGACGGGUAGAUAUCCUGAGUGAAAACGUCCCCACCCCAGAGUUGUCAUGCAGAUUUGCAAUGACAAAAACAUUUGUGAUGCGCUUCUCCAUGAUAGGCAUUUCCAGUCGUGUUUUGGACUUUGUAAUGCUGUAAACAGGAUGAGCAGACUCAUUUGUAAUGCGGCUGUCCUCGCCAACCUGCACUACAAUACGGACUGCAACUUGUCAUGUGUGACUGCCAAAGCUUCUGGAUUUGUGUUGCGAGAUGCCGCCCAUCUUGACUAUGGGGUGAGGAUGUUUUUACAUAGGAUAGGAGAGGACUUCUGUUUGAAAAUCCACAAGACCCUCCUCGAGCAGUUCAAACACGCACUGGUGUGGGGUGCCAUAUCAAAUGCAAAAAUGUCUGGGUCUGGAAACUUGUGAUGCUGGGUGGCGUAUCAUGAGGAGGCCACAAGUGCUGGCUCAGCAUGACAAGUUUCUGAGCUUCUAGGUGUUGCCUACUCUGCAUGACAGACUGCGUUUCUGCAUGACAGAAAAAUGGGACUCUGGCCGAACGUGCAUGACAGAUUUAAAGAGUCAUGCCAGACAAGCAUGCCAAACAUGCACUCUUCCAGACCCAGACAUAUUUGCAUUUGAUAUGCCAGCACGAAGCACAACCCACAGACCGUCGGGAAGGACCACCUUCUGGAAGAUGGAGACGUGGUGGAGAUCGUGAAGAAAGUGGGGUGAGGGAGAAAGCGGUUUAGUGAGGCCGACAGCGUGCUGGUGCUGACAGGAGGUAGUGUUCAGUUUCCACGGUCGUCGUGGUCCCUGGGUUUUUGUCACCUGUUCCACAGUCUCGUCCUCUUGCGAUACAACUAGGGUCUUCUCUACCUUCUGCGAUGCGACUGCGACGAAGGGAAGACGAGCAGGAAGCAGUAAUUCACUUCUCGUGCUCAAAGUUGGAAGUAAACCUCUGCUCGAAGCAAGAUGUGAUGGGGUCAGAACACCGCGAAGAACACUGAUGACACGGCGACGUAGUAAGAAGUAAACUUGCUUCUGUACCAUCACAUGCAGAUGAUGGAUGCUUUUGCUUCAGCUUCUGCUCACAUGUGGAAGAAUCUAUCACCAGUCGUGAAUGAAAAACGGUGUCGUUGCUCCGACGUGCUGCGGCUCGUUAGCUGAAAUGUCGCACCAACCUAUACGCUCAUCUACCUUCACGCAUUAGAAGAAGAUCAUCGCUUAGCGCGAAGUAGAACAAACUCUGAAACAAGAAUACCCAAGCUAAAAUCCGAGCUGCUGUAGGAAAAGUAUUUGGCAAGCGGAUGUUGAAAGUUACACCACUGU
Amoebophrya sp. A120 is the source of this 3723-nucleotide messenger RNA. The record is from the annotation of a GenBank genome assembly. Lineage: Eukaryota; Dinophyceae; Syndiniales; Amoebophryaceae.